AUGGUACGUCUUAAAACUCGUUAUCUACUGGUGGAGAUAACGGCUGCCCGCAAGCUGGCAAUAAAAAAAGAAGAUAUUACGUCGUCGAUCCGCGAGUCAAUCGCGAAAAGCUACGGGGACUUUGGCUCAGGUCUAUCACAGUACACAUUUCAAGUGCUAUACUAUAACACGCAAACUAGACUCGCAGUCAUUCGAUGCGCACGAGAUGUGUGCAAGAUGGUGGAAACGUCACUGGUAUUCGUGACGGAUAUCCAAAAUCAAGAUAUCAGCAUUCGGGUUGCUCGCGUAUGCGGCUCGAGUCGUAUAUGCAGGAAGCAUUUGCUAACAUUUUCUUUAGAACGCGCUCAAGCUUUAAAUUUGUAUGUUUCACAGCCCCAAUUUGACCAGGAAUUGCAGGCAGAAAUCGCAUUGGUGGAUCCACAAUAG
Molecule: messenger RNA, 426 nt
Organism: Plasmopara halstedii
Lineage: Eukaryota; Oomycota; Peronosporomycetes; Peronosporales; Peronosporaceae
Product: rpp14 family protein
Exons: 3
Coding region: 1-426 (141 amino acids)
Biological process (GO): tRNA 5'-leader removal
Cellular component (GO): ribonuclease P complex
Source: RefSeq, a predicted model, not a curated record